AUGUCUAUCCAGAGCUCUCUCAAGAUAUCCGACAAGACGGCUCUGAUUCUUCCCGAUGACGAUCUCUGCGUCUCUUACGAGCAUCUGAACGGCUUGGUUCAUCACCUACACUCUUUAUUUACUAAUUCUGUUUCUCCUUUAUAUAAUAAAGGUUCGAAUAGCCAGCUCAAAGUUGCAAUUUGUUUACCCAACGGAUUGGACUUUGUCGUUUCGUUUCUGGCAAUCACCACCACGGGAAAUGUUGCUGCUCCUUUCGACCCCCACUCCGCCCAAGCUGAGCUUACCGCCUAUUUCUCGGAUCUCGAAAUAGACGCUGUCAUCGUCCCCAGAUACGCGCAUCUGGACAGAAACUCCAGUCCUGUUUCUGCUGCCAGAAACAUUAACGAGUGUUUGGUGGUGGAGGUUUGGUAUGACCUUGCGCGGCAACUGCUUCAGUUCGAGAUCUUCGAUCCUCAUAGCCUCAAAUCGAUUUACAACUCGGUCAUUGACAAGCCUGCUCUGCUGCCCCCAAAUUUCAAAGGUAGCAUGAUUGGAACAGCUUCCAAAGACAAGUUGGCUCUCGUUCUUUUCACCAGCGGAACCACGGGCAAGGCCAAGAGCGUGCCGCUGACUCAAUCCAAUCUUACGAGCUCCAUGAUGAAUAUCAUUGAAUCGUACAGAUUGCGCAGCAGAGACCGUAAUUACGUGAUCAUGCCGCUGUACCACAUUCAUGGGUUGCAAAUUCUCAUGUCAACGCUCGCAUCUGAGGGAACUGCCAUUAUCCCAGACAGGUUCCACGCCUCCAAGUUCUAUCCUCAUUUUACCAAAUGGAAGUUCAACUGGUACUCUGCAGUUCCAACCAUUCAUUAUAUCUUGCUCAGAGGUCCGAUUCCAGAAGAGAUCAAAGGAAAAUUGAGAUUCAUUCGGUCAAGCUCCUCGUCUUUGUCUCUGUCGAUCUUUGAGCAGCUGGAGAGCAAAUUUGGUUGUCCCGUCGUCGAGGCCUACGGGAUGACUGAGGCGUCGCACCAGGUCACGUCCAACAACUUGCCGUUUCACGGAAAAAUUCGUCGUCAAGCAGGAACCGUUGGUAUUCCACAAGGGUCUGUGAAAUUGCUGAUCAUAAAUGACGCCAACCAGACUUUGGGCCAGUACCAAACGGGACAGGUUGCAAUUAGCGGUCCAAAUGUCACUGCUGGCUACCUUAACGACGAGUCCGCAAACAAAAACUCGUACUUCAACCACGACGGCAGAACGUACUUCAAAACAGGAGACUUAGGCAUGUUGGAUGACAACGGAAGAUUGUGUCUCAAGGGAAGAUUGAAGGAGGUCAUCAAUAAAGGUGGAGAGAAGAUUUCACCUUUGGAUAUCGAGACUGCGUUGAGCAACCACGAAUGCGUCGAGGAGUCUGUUGCGUACGCCGUUCCUGACGAAAAGUACGGACAGACUAUUAACUGCGCCGUGGUUUUGAAGGAGGGGGCGUCCGCUUCGGCUAACGAGUUGAUUUCGUGGCUGAACGACAAGAUAUCUGCUUUCAAGAUACCCCAGAAACUGUUUCUGGUCAAACAGCUACCAAAAACAACAACCGGCAAGAUUCAGCGGAAUAAGAUGGCAGAGAUAUUUGGGGCCAAGAUCAAAGUCUAG
Messenger RNA from Ogataea philodendri, 1620 nucleotides. RefSeq lists its product as uncharacterized. The record is from RefSeq and is a predicted model, not a curated record. Bases 1 to 1620 code for a protein of 539 amino acids. Gene Ontology annotation, molecular function: medium-chain fatty acid-CoA ligase activity. The transcript has a single exon. Lineage: Eukaryota; Fungi; Ascomycota; Pichiomycetes; Pichiales; Pichiaceae. Gene Ontology annotation, biological process: fatty acid metabolic process.